Molecule: messenger RNA, 6929 nt
Organism: Parasteatoda tepidariorum (common house spider)
Lineage: Eukaryota; Metazoa; Arthropoda; Arachnida; Araneae; Theridiidae
Product: fatty acid synthase
Biological process (GO): fatty acid biosynthetic process
Molecular function (GO): fatty acid synthase activity; oxidoreductase activity; 3-oxoacyl-[acyl-carrier-protein] synthase activity
Source: RefSeq, a predicted model, not a curated record
CAAUUAGCAUUGCAACUAAUAACGUCAAAGGAAGUAUUAGUUAAAACGUGCCUAGAUAAAUAUUUUCGUACAAUACCCCGCAACUCUAUUCCGAAAAAAACUAACUACAAUCAUGUCUCGAGAUCUGGUCAAAGAUUGCCAACAUGAUUACCACGAGUAUUGCGUGGGUGACUUUCAACCUGAUGAUAUUGUCAUCAGCGGCAUGGCUGGACGUUUCCCGCGCUGUGAUAAUGUAAAAGAAUUCAAAGACGGUAUCUAUAAUAAGAAAAAUCUUCUACACAGCAGCAAUGAAAGAUUUACAAAAGGUUCACAUAUAAAUCCUUUUGGAACAACUGGAAGCAUUAAGAACUUGGACAAGUUCGAAGUUAAUUUUUUUAAUGUGUCUCACAAUAUAAUCAAUUCUAUGGAUCCCGCGACUAGGAAACUGCUGGAAGUUACAUAUGAGGCAAUUGCAGAUGCAGGCUAUGAUUUUCCGAGUGUUUAUGGUGCUAACAUAGGCGUCUAUAAUGCAAAUAUCACGAAUGAUUCUUUUGCUUUGAGUUGCCAGUUGGAUUCUCAACUCGAAGGAUACACAGGGACCAGAUCUUUACACGUCAAUCAAAUAACGUAUUUCUUUAAUUUACUAGGUCCAAGCAUGGUGAUUGAUGCAGCAUGUUCAUCUUCAUUAUCAGCGUUUAAUGCAGCCUACACUGACUUAAAAAACGGCAAAAUUGAAGGAGCAAUUGUUAACAGUUCCCAGAUUAAUUUAAUUCCAGAAGUGGCCCAGCUUUAUGUGCGCUCUGGUAUAGUUUCACCGACUGGCAGAUGCGCACCGUUUGAUGCAAGUGCUGAUGGAACCGUGAGAAGUGAAGGAGUAGUUGCUAUCUUUUUGCAGAAAGCUUCUACGGCUAGACGAGCUUAUGCAUCUGUUCUAUCUGUAGGAUCCUUUACAUCUGGAUUUGUUAAAGAAGGAUUUGCUGUACCCUCUGAUAAGAUGGAAGAAAACUUGAGCAGACAUGUCUUGAAGUUGAGUGGAUUGCAUCCCGACCAAAUUGAUUUCAUUGAAGCGCAUGGCACUGGUACAGUAGUGGGAGAUAGUAAGGAGCUGGCAGCUAUAGAGAGUGUUUUUUGUACAGGCACCAGAAAAAAGCCUAUUUACAUAGGAUCAGUCAAGAGUAAUAUUGGGCACACUGAAGCUUCCUCAGGUCUAAGUGGAAUCAUAAAAGCAUUACUAGCAAUGGAAAAUGGAAACAUUGCUCCAAAUUAUAAUUUCAGAAAUCCAAAUACCGGUUCAAAAGGACUAAUGAAUGGCUCUAUGAAAAUAGUAUCGGAAAUCACACCACUUAUAAGUCCAUAUGUUACAGUAAGCUCUUUUGGAAUUGGUGGAACACUACUACAAACUGUUUUAAGACAAAAUACCAAAAGAUAUCCAAACAAUUAUUUAACGAGCUCGAAAAUUCCAAGACUUGCACUUGUUUCCGGUACAUGUGAGGAGGCUACCCAAUUUCUGAUUGAUUAUAUUAAGUACAGCCCUGAUUUGCCGGACGAGUUUUUUGCUCUCUUGCAUAAGCUGUCGUUUUGUUCACCUCAACUAAAGCCCUGCAGAGGUUACAUUUUGAGUGAAAAGGAAGCAAGUGAAGCAUCAAGUAUUAAGCUCUGCACUAACGCUCAGAGGCCAGUAUGGUUUGUAUAUACUGGCUUGGGUUGUCAAUGGAAAGGAAUGGGCUCUAAACUUAUGCAAAUUGAUGUAUUUGCGUCAAGUAUGAGAAAGUGUGCAGAUGUAUUAAAGCCACAUGACCUAGAUCUAUUCAAAAUUAUAAGUUCGGACAGUGAUUUACUGGAAAAAGACAGGUGUGUUCUACCAGCAUUCGUUUCCGUUGCUGCUAUACAGAUUUCUCUAACUGACCUUUUACAUCACAUUGGCAUACACCCAGAUGGCAUAAUUGGACAUAGUAUUGGUGAAAUAGGAGCCAGUUAUGGAGAUGGUUGCAGUUCUUUGGAAGAAACCAUGUUGCUGGCUUUAUAUAUUGGCUUAUGUGUUGAUGAAUCACCAGAGCUUGCUAGAGGCUCAAUGGUCGCAACAGGUCUUACAUGGAAGCAAGCACUGGAACAAUGCCCUGAAAAUGUAUAUGCAGCAUGUCACAAUACUGAUAACUCGGUUACAAUUUCUGGACUGAAAGAUGACGUUGAUAAGUUCGCAGAGACACUGAGAAAACAAAAUAUUCUUGCUACUGUUGUAAAUUCUUGUGGUUACGCCGCUCAUACGAAAUAUAUGAGACUGAUAGCUGACAAACUGAAGACAAAAAAAGCUAUAAAACUACCCAAACAAAGAACUAAACGAUGGCUAAGUUCUUCAGUUUCUGAGGCUGAUUGGGAAAAACCUAACUGCCAGAUUAUUGACGACGAUUACUUCGUAAAUAACAUAAUUACUACCGUCAAAUUCAACGAGGUGUUGAAGAAAAUUUCUCCAAACGCCAUCACUAUCGAAAUUGCUCCUCAUCAUCUACUUCAACCUAUUUUAAAGUGUGGUAUUAAUUCAGAAAGAAUAAAUCUCAGUUUGAUGAAGAAUUUUUCAAACAAUGUGAAUUUUCUCUUAGAAUCUAUUGGAAAGAUGUAUCAGCAUGGACUAGACCCUAGAGUAGAAAAAUUGUAUCCUGCAGUACAGUUUCCAGUUCCAAGAAACACGCCAUGCAUAUCUGAUUUAAUCAAGUGGAAUCAUUCUAUUUCAUUCCAAGUCAGAAAGGGGGAACAAAGAACCAAAGAAAUCUCUCACACAUAUAAUCCAAGUCUAAAAGACAUUUACUUACUGGAUCACUUCAUAGAUAAAAGAUCCAUUUUUCCGGCUGCGGGAUACGUUGUGUUUGCAUGGAAAAUGCUAGCCAGGAAACUUCAAGGAAUUGCUGAAGAAUUGCCUAUCAUUAUCCAGAACUUCAAGAUACACCGGGCUGUAGUCAUACACAUGGAUACUUUGAAGUUGAGCUUUAAUCUCCUCGGCAAAAGCUUUGAAAUUUUUGAAAGAAAUUCGAUCGUUGCAAGUGGAGAAAUAGAUGAAUGGGAUGGUUUCAAAUAUUGUGAAUCAGAACCUGUGUAUAACGCCGACAAAGAGUCAACUGUUGAUGGAAAAGACAUAUACAACGAUUUGAGACUGAAAGGAUAUAAAUAUGGACCUGAGUUUCAAGCUAUAUCAAAAAUGAGUUUGGACGGAACUCAAUAUCUUUUGCAAUGGAAGGAUCGAUGGGUACCUUUGUUGGACGCAUGCUUUCAGACUUUCAUACUAGCAAACCCUGAUGACUUAGUCUUGCCAACUGAAAUCUACUCUUUAAAAAUGGAUCCUAAUGUUCUAAAGCAGAAACUUGCUACUGAUGAAAAUAUUAGAGAGAUACCAGUGAACUUUAAUCGUAAUACGAACAUUUGUCGCUCUGUUGGUAUUGAAAUUGAUAGUAUGUCCGUUGAAAGAGCUAAUUGUCGAACAGAAAAGGAAGCAGCUACACUUGAAAAGCAUACUUUUAUUCCAUAUGAGUUCCAGUAUACAUACGAAGAAGAAUGCGAAGAAAUUCACCAAUACAUGAAAAAAUACCAUGAACUUCUACAGCUUAAUGGUCCAAAAUUAGGAAUAAAAUCAGAAUUGAACGUUGAGGUCAAAAAUCAAGAGAAAGCCGAGGAAAACGUUAUAAAAGAAUUUGAAGGAAACCAGAUUAUCCUUAAAGGUCUAAAACAUGCAUCGAAAAAGGAAAUAUCGACGGAAAACAUGCAUGAUUUAAAAGGAUUUGGAAAAGAUCCUUUGAACUCUACAAUAGCCACGGGAUAUGCUUUAAAGAUUAUGUUGGACAUAGUCGCAGAAAAUACAUUUCAUAAAUUAAAUGUCACCGAAAUAAAUUCCCAAUGCUCUCCAAUAAUUCCUCACAUUAUGGCUUUAGCGAAAAAACAUCCUCAUUUAAGGUAUAAAAACUACACACUCAUGUGUGAUGACGAGAAAACAGUAGAUAGCGAUAUCUUGAAUAAUCUUGCUUUACAUCCUCUGUCAUCCCUAGCUAAAUUAAGUUUGAAAAAGAAAGAGGACGUUGUCGUGUCUUCGUUUUACAGUGGCUCGGCAACCGAACUGAGACAGCUGGUUGAAACUUCAUGUUCCAUGCUGGCGAAGAAUGGAUUUAUUAUAUUUUACCACAAAGAAAAACUAACAUCAUUUGAAGAGUUCUUAUCAAGGCAGUGUGGUACUGUCCAAUCUCGUCCCACGUUGGAUCAAAUCCUUCAGGACAACAAAUUACUGGUUUUGAGCUGCGCCCGUAAUGAUUAUGGAUCAGCAUUGUACCUACUCCGUCCAGCCAUGCUAUGCGUGGAACAUCAUGUUGUAAAUAUAACCAGAAACCCUGAAUUUGCUUGGGUUGAAGAGAUUAAAAAACGCUUAAGACAAAGGGACGAGGAAUGUUUAUGGCUUGUAUCAGAAGAUGAUUUUUGCAGUGGAAUACUAGGAAUGGUUAAUUGCUUGAAACAAGAACCUGGAGGUGAAAGAAUAAGGUGUGUCUUUGUUGCAUCCAGGAGAAGUGAGGCAAGGCCUCCAACUUUUAAUUUCAAUCAUUCUUUCUACAAAAUUAUGUUAGCCAAAAAUUUAGUGAUGAACGUUUGGAGAGGGGAAUCGUGGGGAUCAUUUAGACACAUAGCACUCCCCGACUGUAAGGAACCAAGAAAUGUUGAGCACAGUUACGUAAGAUGUGGUAAUUAUGGCGACCUAUCCUCAAUUGAGUGGGUAGAAUCACAAGUAAAAUACGCAGAUUUGAGAGAGAAUACCAUAGCUCAUAUUUAUUAUUCUGCAAUUAACUUUAGAGAUGUUAUGCUGGCUACAGGAAAACUUUCAGCUGGAGCAGUUAAAUCUACAUUAGAUUCUUGUGAGGAUUCACUUCUUGGUUUGGAAUUCUCUGGUCGUGACGAUAGAGGACAUCGAAUUGCAGGGAUUACUAAGAGUCGUGGAAUGGCAACAUCUACUAUUAUAAAUCCAGCAUUUCUUAUAGAUGUACCCGAUGAAUGGAGUCUGGAGGAAGCUGCAACUGUACCUGUAGUUUAUGCUACUGCAUUUUAUGCCCUUGUGGUGAGGGGAGAUAUUCGUCGAGGACAAAGCAUCCUCAUCCAUUCUGCAACUGGUGGUGUUGGAUUAGCGGCAACUCGCAUUGCGAUUCAUUAUGAGUGCGAAAUAUUUGUGACUGUUGGUAAUGAACAGAAAAGAAGAUAUCUACGCCGACUUUUCCCUCAACUGAAAGAGGAAAACAUCGGAAGCUCGAGAAAUAAAAGUUUUGAAAUUAUGAUAAAAAAUAGAACAGGGGGAAAAGGAGUAGAUAUCGUUCUGAAUUCUUUAGCUGACGACAAAUUCCAGGCAAGUGUUCGCUGCGUCGCCACACAUGGAAAAUUUUUGGAAAUUGGAAAAUAUGAUUUAUCACUCAAUAGAAAAUUAGAUAUGAAGGUAUUCCUUGAAAACAUUAGCUUCAAAGGAAUAAUGCUUGAUGCGCUGUUCGAUGACACGCCUCGAAAUCGGUCGCAAUUUUCGAAAAUUAUGGAUCUAGUAAGAGAAGGUAUAAAAAGUGGUGUAGUCCAACCGCUCCAUAGAAGUGUAUUUAGAAGAGACGAAAUUGAAGCUGCUUUUAGAUUUAUGUCCAGAGGUAUACAUGUUGGGAAAGUUCUCAUAGAGAUAAGAGAUGAAGAACCGUCGAAGAUUACACCACCAAAAUGCUUAACAAUGCAAGCGAUUCCGAUCACCUACUUCUAUCCUAGUAAAUCCUAUAUAGUAAUAGGAGGCCUAGGCGGUUUUGGAAUGGAAGUUACAAAAUGGAUACUGACGAAAGGUGGAAAGAACAUCUUCAUAACUUCUAGAAGAGGAGUCAGUACUCCCCAUCAAAAAUAUUGGCUCAACAAAUGGAAUAGAAAAGGCAGCGUUGUUCAAGUCUUAACGCUUGAUGUUUCAAAACAGCAUGAAGCAGAACAGUUGCUUAAAGAGGCUUCUAAAUUAAGUGAAAUUGGAGGGAUAUUCAAUUCCGCAGUAGUGUUAAAAGAUGCCUUCAUGAAUUGUCAGAGUCCAGAGAGUUUCAAAGAUGUUUGUGCCCCCAAAGCAGCUGCAACAAAGAUAUUGGAUGAAUUGACCAGAAAAAUGUGCCUCAAUUUAGAUUUCUUCAUUUGUUUUUCCUCAGUCAGUAGUGGUCAAGGUAAUGCUGGACAGACUAACUAUGGUUAUGCUAAUUCAGUAAUGGAAAGGAUAUGUGAAGAAAGGAGAAAAUCUGGGCUUCAUGGGCUUGCUAUUCAGUGGGGCAUUAUUGGUGAUGUUGGCCUUGUACACAGAAAUACGAAAAUUGGUGCCGGGCUACCUAGUUUACAAGCCCAAAACGUUCAGUCCUGCCUGGAAACGUUAGACUUGUUCUUCAAAUUUGAACAUCCUGUAUUGACUAGCUAUGUGUCAUCAGUUGAUUCGAAGAAAACAAAAAGGCAAACUGUUGACGUCUUUAAUCAGAUUACAAAACUUAUAGGAAUGACGAAAGUAACCGAGUCUUUCCUUAAUCGGACGUUUGGAGAAAUAGGAAUUGAUUCUUUGUUAAGUGUCGAGAUAAAACAACUUAUUGAGAGUAAAUUUGACCUGGCAAUGACAAUGCAAGAACUGUAUCAAAUGAAAAUUCUGGAGAUCAAAAAACUGUCUGAGAAAGGUGCGUCACCUAUUAAUGCAUCUAAUUGAAUUUUUUUCUGUCUAAAUUAUCAUUCUUUUAAAUGAUAAAAAUCAAUAGAUAUUGAACUAAUAAAUAAUAAAGGAUAAGAAAAUUAUUUGGUCAGUCUAAUAAUUAUUUGGUGUGGCUGAAUAAUUUGAUAUUCAAACUAAUGGACUAACAUCUCUACUAAUGAGUGUGUAUUGUUCAUUGUAUACUUUCAACCAGAAACUAUUUGUCACUACUAAGAAUAAAAUAUUUUUCAUAUCUGAA